AUGAAGUUCGCUUCAGUCCUCACCGCCGUGUUCGCAACUCUGGCAGUUGGUUCACCGGUCGAGAGCCGCGAUAGCCUCCUCAAGCGCCAGGCAGCUGAGCCCUGCAGCGUUGGAUACUGCACCCAGAACGGCGGUACCACCGGUGGUGCAAAGGGCCAAACCGUCACCGUCACUACUGUUGCUGCUCUGAUUGAAGCUGCCCUGCGCACUGAACCUCUUACCAUCAUCGUCUCCGGAAAGUUGACUGGCAGCGAUAAAGUUCGCCCUACGUCUGACAAGACCAUCAUCGGCGCGGCUGGUAGUUCUCUUACUGGUGUGGGCUUCUACGUUCGUCGCCAGAAGAAUGUCAUUCUUCGUAACCUCAAGAUCGCCAAGGUUGAUGCUUCCAACGGCGAUGCUAUCGGUAUUGAUGAGUCUACGAACGUUUGGGUCGACCACUGCGAUCUUUCUGGUGAUCUGAGCGCCGGAAAGGAUGAUUUGGAUGGUCUGCUCGACAUCUCCCACGGUGCUGACUGGAUCACUGUGUCGAACACAUACUUCCACGACCACUGGAAGGGCUCUCUGAUCGGCCACUCGGACAGCAACGCUGCCGAAGACACAGGCAAGCUUCACAUCACCUACGCCAACAACUACUGGAAGAACGUCAGCAGCCGCCAGCCCCUUAUCCGCUUCGCCACCGUGCACAUUGUCAACACCUACUGGGACGGCAUUCUGCUCUCUGGUGUCAACACCCGCAUGGGUGCUCAGGUUCUUGUCCAGAGCUCUGCCUUUGCCAACUCUGUUGAGCGCGCCAUCUUCUUUGCUGACUCCAAGGAGACUGGCUACGCUGUUGUCGAUGAUGUUGACCUCGGUGGCUCGGUCAACUCUGCUCCUAAGGGUACUCUUACUGCGGCUUCGCUUCCCUACAAGGUUACUCUGCUUGGGUCUUCCAAGGUUGCCUCAGUCAUUCCUGGAACUGCUGGUCAGAAGCUUUGA
Fusarium sp. VM40 is the source of this 975-nucleotide messenger RNA. The record is from the annotation of a GenBank genome assembly. NCBI's taxonomy places the organism in Eukaryota, Fungi, Ascomycota, Sordariomycetes, Hypocreales, Nectriaceae.